AAGUGUUCGGAAAAACGUGAAGGAAGUCUUCGCGGAGGGGUCAACAACAGGAGGAGAGAGAAAAAAAGAAGGCUUGGGUGCGGGGCAAUCCGCAAUCCUAUUCCAUUCCAAUUGUUUUUUUUUUUUUCUUAAACGUUAAACCCCCCUCUCCUUUCUCAUCCUUCUAAAAUACUCCUUUCUCAUCCUUCUAAAAUACCCCUUUCUCUUAGAACCCUAAUUGCUAGAAAAUAAAAUUGAUUGCAGAAGACAAGGACAAUAAAUGGCGGGUAUAAUAAGAUCGAGCUUCUCCUUCAUAGUUGGAACAGUAUGCGGUGUAUAUGUGGCCCAGAAUUACAACGUCCCCAACAUGAAGAAGCUCGCUGAUACUGGGAUGGCAAUGUUCAGGCAUCUCGAGCAAACUUAUCGCAAGCCCAAGAAGCCUGGGGACGAUCAGUAACCGUUCAUUGUUUCUUAUUUUUUUGUUCAAUUUUGGGAUUCCUAACUGUCUUGAGAUUCUGAAAAUACUCAACUUCUGGGCGCAAUUUGAUUGGAAUUAGUUUUAGAUCACUUCCAGAUUGUGAGGGUCAUGGAUUAUGUAUAUUGUUUAAUUGGAUUUUACACCGAAAAUAAGUUUACUUGAUUCUCUCUA
This is a messenger RNA of Spinacia oleracea (spinach), 628 nucleotides long. RefSeq lists its product as uncharacterized. The coding region runs from base 260 to 436 and encodes 58 amino acids. The record is from RefSeq and is a predicted model, not a curated record. The transcript has a single exon. NCBI's taxonomy places the organism in Eukaryota, Viridiplantae, Streptophyta, Magnoliopsida, Caryophyllales, Amaranthaceae.